Molecule: messenger RNA, 379 nt
Organism: Merops nubicus (carmine bee-eater)
Lineage: Eukaryota; Metazoa; Chordata; Aves; Coraciiformes; Meropidae
Product: scale keratin-like
Exons: 1
Coding region: 11-367 (118 amino acids)
Cellular component (GO): intermediate filament
Molecular function (GO): structural constituent of cytoskeleton
Source: RefSeq, a predicted model, not a curated record
UGCCACCAAGAUGUCUUGCUACGACCUGUGCCCACCGAAAACCAGCGUGGCCGUGCCCCAGCCCAUCGCCGAGAGCUGCAACGAGCUGUGCGACCGCCAGUGCCCCGACUCAUCGGCCCUGAUCCAGCCACCCCACGUGGUCGUCGGCCCCAUCCUCAGCUCCUUCCCCCAGCAAGCCGUGGUGGGCUCCUCCGGAGCCCCCGCCUUUGGGGGCUCCCUGGGGCUGGGGGGCCUCUACGGCGCCGGGGCCACGCAGGGCUCGGGGGGCCUCUGCACCUUUGGCAGACCCUACGCUUCUCCUGCCUGCAGCCCUUGCGCCUGGCCCCGCUACAGCAAGAAGCUCUGGGACACCUGUGGGCCCUGCUAGACACAGACCCAC